AUGAUCGAAUUUCUUAUUGAAAAUGGUGCAGAUAUUAAUGCAAAAAAUAAAAACGGAAUGACCAUUCUUCAAGUGGCAGCUCUAACAAAUAAUUAUGAUGCUGCAGAAUUUCUUAUUUUGCAUAGUAAGAAAAUUAUUACAAAAGGUAAUUUUGGUGAAACAAUUGCCUUUGUCGACGAGCAAGAUAAUGAAGGAAAAACUGCACUCCAUUAUGCAGUUCAAUAUAAUUCAUUUGAUACAGCUAAGCUUCUCAUUUUAAAUGGAGCCAAUAUAAAUAUAAAAACAAAUAACGGAAUUACUCCCCUGCUAGUUGCAAUACACCAAAACAGUUUUGAAAUUGCAGAAAUACUUUUAUCUAAUGGUGCAAAUAUAAAUGAUAAAGAGAUACAUGGAUACUCCUCACUACAUUUUGCAGUGAGUCUGGAAGAUGUAGAUAAAGCAAAAUACCUUUUAAUGCACAAUAUUGACAUUAAUGCAAAAGAUAAUUCUGGUCUAUCUGCUGUUGAUUAUGCAUAUAUUAAAGAAGAUAA
This is a messenger RNA of Trichomonas vaginalis G3, 530 nucleotides long. RefSeq names its product ankyrin repeat family A family. The transcript has a single exon. Gene Ontology annotation, cellular component: nucleus. The record is from RefSeq and is a predicted model, not a curated record. Gene Ontology annotation, molecular function: transcription cis-regulatory region binding; protein binding. The annotation marks the transcript as partial. Gene Ontology annotation, biological process: positive regulation of transcription by RNA polymerase II. NCBI's taxonomy places the organism in Eukaryota, Parabasalia, Trichomonadida, Trichomonadidae.